This is a messenger RNA of Malus domestica (apple), 2688 nucleotides long. RefSeq names its product subtilisin-like protease SBT3. The record is from RefSeq and is a predicted model, not a curated record. Lineage: Eukaryota; Viridiplantae; Streptophyta; Magnoliopsida; Rosales; Rosaceae. Gene Ontology annotation, biological process: proteolysis. Gene Ontology annotation, molecular function: serine-type endopeptidase activity.
UGGGGUUCCUCUUCCCUUCAUUUCUCUCUUGUUGCAUUGUUUUUGUUGGCUCUGCAUGUCAAGGUGUCUUUCGCAGAUAGGUCGACGUAUAUUGUCCACAUGGACAAGUCCCUCAUGCCCAAGUCCUACUCUAGCCAUGGCCAUUGGUAUUCCUCCAUUGUUGAUUCAUUCAAAUCCGGAAACCCUACCUCAUUCGAUGGCAACAAAAUCUUGCCUUCCAUUCUGUACACCUAUGACAAUGCCUUUCAUGGGUUCAGUGCAGUUCUAUCUGCUGAUGAAUUAGUGACUCUAAAAAAGUCACCGGGUUUCAUCUCAGCUUACGCUGACAAGUCCAUUACGCUCGACACCACCCACACCACUCAGUUCCUCAACCUCAAUCCUUUCGCCGGGCUGUGGCCUGCUUCAGAUUACGGAGAUGACAUCAUCAUUGGUGUCAUUGAUACCGGUCUCUGGCCCGAGAGUGAAAGCUUCAGAGAUGAAGGUAUGACCAAAAGUCUUCCAGCUAGGUGGAAAGGAAAAUGCGAGGUUGGACAAGAGUUCAAUGCCUCUCUUUGUAACUAUAAAUUGAUUGGAGCUCGAUACUUUAAUAAGGGUGUCAUGGCUGCAAACCCCGAUGUCACACUUAGCAUGAACUCGGCUAGAGACAGUUUAGGGCAUGGGACGCAUACAUCUUCCACAGCUGCGGGGAACUACGUAGACGGAGCAUCUUAUUUUGGUUACGCUAAAGGAACAGCCAGAGGCGUAGCACCGCGUGCCAGAGUUGCCAUGUACAAGGUUAGCUGGGAUGAGGGGCGUUAUGCCUCUGAUGUUCUAGCUGGUAUGGACCAAGCUAUUGCUGAUGGUGUUGAUGUUAUUUCAAUUUCCUCUGGCUUUGACGACACACCAUUGUACGAGGAUCCCGUAGCGAUUGCUUCAUUUGCAGCCAUGGAGAAGGGUGUGGUGGUUUCAGCUUCAGCCGGAAAUGAAGGCCCCGAGCUUGUGACAUUGCACAAUGGCAUCCCUUGGGUCUUGACCGUUGCAGCCGGCACAAUAGACCGCUCAUUUGGAGGAGCAUUAACCUUUGGUAAUGGUUUAACCAUUACUGGAUUUACCUUGUUUCCAGCAAACUCCUUAGUCGAAAACUCGCCACUGGUUUACAACGAGACAUUCUCAGCAUGCAACUCAACCGCAGCGUUAGAAACUGCCCCAGAUGCGAUCAUCAUAUGUGAUGACACGGUGCCUAUUCGUAAUCAAAUAUCUUACAUCAUUCAAUCGGGGCUUCUUGGAGCUAUCUUUAUUACCAAUAAUCCUGAGAUACGCGAAUUAGGUUACGUUGUAACUCCUAGCGUUGUGGUGAAUACGAAGGAUGGGCGGACUGUGAUCGAGUACGCACUAAAAAGUGAAAACCCUACUGUCAGCAUAAAUUUCCAACAAACGUUGCUCAAUACAAAGCCUGCCCCCGCUGCUGCUUUUUACACUUCGAGAGGUCCUUCAAAAAGUUAUCCGGGCAUUUUGAAGCCGGACAUAAUGGCCCCGGGGUCAUUAGUUUUAGCUGCUUGGGUUCCUAAGGUUGCAGCAGGUAAAAUCGGGUUCAAUGUGAACUUACCUAGCAACUACAAUCUGAUAUCCGGGACAUCCAUGGCAUGCCCUCAUGCUUCAGGUGUAGCUGCUCUACUGAAAGGUGCGCACCCAGAAUGGAGUGCAGCAGCAAUUAGAUCUGCUUUGAUGACCACAGCUAACCCAUUGGACAAUACCGGCAAUCCAAUUCUUGACGACGGUGACAAUUUCAACUUUGCUUCACCAUUAGCUAUGGGAGCAGGUCACAUCGAUCCUAAUGGAGCACUUGAUCCGGGCCUAAUAUACGAUGCAACUCCACAAGAAUAUGUCAAUCUCUUAUGCUCCACCAACUUUACGCGUAACCAAAUCUUAUCCAUCACUAGAUCACACGCCUAUGAUUGUUCCAAACCAUCUUCUGAUCUCAACUAUCCAUCUUUCAUCGCGUUGUACAACAAUCAUCACAAAACAAAGAAAAGGGUUCAAACAUUUCAGAGGACCGUAACGAAUGUGGGAGAUGGCGCGGCUAGGUACAGGGCUUCGGUGACUGCUCCAAUGGGUUCUCAGGUAACAGUCUCUCCAGAGAUACUGAUCUUUGCAUACAAGUAUGAGAAGCAAAGUUUUACGGUCACUUUAAAUUUCAAUGCGAAGAAGAAAGGGAACGCUUCUUCUGGCGCACUUGUUUGGAUCGAACAAAAUGGGAAAUACACUGUCAGGAGCCCAAUUGUAGUGUCACCUCUUGUUUGAGCUGAUGGUCAAGUAGGAUGUUAAUUUUGUUGGAAGUUCAAAUAAAAACAUUAUUACAAUGUUGGCGUGCUGCUAAGCAAAAUAAAUGCCAAUAGUAUGGAAAUAGUUGUCUGCACAACUAUCCUUUUCAACUAGCAUGGUUUUAAUCCUUCUGCAGCUGCACCUUCCAAAAAUUAAAGCUUCCCAUGUGUAGACCGAAAUUGUGGAUUGCAACCAGUGGAAUAAUGCAGAGUGUGUGCGUGCAAAAGUCUAAAGCUGCUGCAUGUGUUUUAAAGGAUGUAAAGACUUUGAACACCUUCAUUUAUUUUGUAUGUGUUAGUCUUUGUUUUGUAUUGUUUAUUAAAACCACUUGUGUGGUUCUUUAAUCUCCAUGUAUAAGUAAGCCUUCCCGUAAGGCUUUUUGUAAUU